CAGGAAAUUACUCUGUACUGUCUGAAAACGAAGACAGUCCAUGUGAAUGCCAGGGACAAUGCUGGGUACACACCGCUACAUGAAAGUUGUGUCCGAGGCUGUGUGGCCGUGGCCAGGCAUCUGAUCUACUACGGGGCUGACGUCAACUGUUGUUCCCAGGAUGGUAUAAGGUAAAACAUCUCCCAGGUGUGAAUCUUGGUUUAUGCCUAUCAGUUAUUUAUACCUGUCCUUUAUUUAUACCUGUCUGUUGUUUUUACCUGUCAUUUGUUCUGUUUAUACCUGUCAGUUGUUUUUGUUUAUAUCUGACAGGUUUAUUUAUACCUGUCAGUUGUUAGUACCUGUCAGUUUUUUUUACCUGUCAGUUGUUUUGUUUGUUACCUGACAAUUGUUUUGAUUAUACCUGUCAGUUGUUUUUGUUUAUACCUGACUGUUGUUUUGUUUGUACCUGAUAGUUGUUUUGUUUAUACCUGUCAGUUAUUUUAUACUUAAAAUUGUUUUAUAAUUUAGUAAUAUAAUGGAGAUACUAUGUGGGCCAGACUGUCCAAGCUGUCCCAGGACACAAAUCUUUAAGCUGUAAUUAAAUACGCAAGUUCUUUUGUAAUGUUGAAGUGUCUCAGACGACUCAAAUAUCACCGGCCUUGGGGGCCCACCAUAAUUUUGUGCCAUCCCCCCCCCGAGAGGGAGUUAGUCUAAACCAUUUUAAUGACAAUUUCUGGGUCAGUCAAGAAAUGGAAGUGAGCGACACUUGUCACCCCUAAACAUUUAAGAACCUUGCUAUUAGAUUUGGAAGUUUUAUAACUUGUACAUUUCUAUAAUGCCAAUUUGAAUGUGGAUUGUGUUUCAGCCUAGAGCUUACAUCAUAUUUUUGCCAGUCAUGAGGUAAUAUUUAACUUGCCAUAUUUUUUGUGUGUAGACCAAUCCAUGAUGCCAUUGAGAACGACCACCUGGAAGUUGUCCGGCUGUUGCUUGUCCAUGGGGCUGACCCUCUGAUUGCCACUUAUGCUGGUCGGACGCCUGUCCGUAUUGCCAAAUCGCAACUCAUGCUACAAACCUUACAAGGUCAGCUACUUGCCAUUGAAAACAUGUGAUUAGGGACUGUACUUUGGAUAAUGCGGCUUUCAGAUUAAAUCUAGAUUUUUGGUUUAAAUGAAGAUUUCCAUUUAAAUAUAGUUAAUUGAUGUCAAUCUAUUUAUUCAGUUUAAAUCUAGACGUUUGAUUUAAAUCUAAGUAUUCUUCGGUUUAAAUCUAGAUGUUUUAUUUAAAUCUAGGUAUUCAGUUUAAAUCUAGAUGUUUUAUUUAAAUCUAGGUAUUCAGUUUAAAUCUAGAUGUUUAAUUUAAAUCUAGGUAUUCAGUUUAAAUCUAGAUGUUUGAUUUUAAAUCUAGGUAUUCGGUUUAAAUCUAGAUGUUUAAUUUAAAUCUAGGUAUUCAGUUUAAAUCUAGAUGUUUAAUUUAAAUCUAGGUAUUCAGUUUAAAUCUAGAUGUUUAAUUUAAAUCUAGGUAUUCAGUUUAAAUCUAGAUGUUUGAUUUAAAUCUAGGUAUUUAGUUUAAUGUGUUUCAAGAAUUAAAAAUUCCUGAUUUCCAAAAUAAAUUUCAAUCCCCACUGAUGGCAUACGUGCUUUAGCAAAGUUGGAUAACUGAAGUCAAUAGCAGGUCAUCCCUAAACAAGAGAACUAGAUGUGACAUGUCAUUAAAAAAUUAUGUCAGUAGCAGGUUAUCACCAAACAAGAAAAAUAGUAGUGUCAUAAGAAAGCACCUUUGGGUCCACUAAUAUAAGAAAGCACCUUUGGGUCCACUAAUAUAAGAAAGCACCUUUGGGUCCACUAAUAUAAGAAAGCACCUUUGGGGUCCACUAAUAUAAGAAAGCACCUUUGGGUCAACUAAUAUAAGAAAGCACCUUUGGGUCCACUAAUAUAAGAAAGCACCUUUGGGGUCCACUAAUAUAAGAAAGCACCUUUGGGUCCACUAAUAUAAGAAAGCACCUUUGGGUCAACUAAUAUAAGAAAGCACCUUGGGGUCCACUAAUAUAAGAAAGCACCUUUGGGUCCACUAAUGUAAGAAAGCACAUUUGGGUCUACUCCAUUAAUUUGGGAAACCACCUUUGGGUCCACCAAAUUAAGAAGUCACCUUUGAGUCCAAUGAUAUAAGAACCCACAUUUGUCUCUAAUAGUGUCCUGGGUAUUGUACUGAUAUGGAUCUCCCCAAGGAAUCUAAUAAAAAUGGUGGCCUCCACAAGUGGCCCUGUUCCAUGACCAAAUCUUCAGGUUGUUCUCUCUCUUACACAGGUUACAUCUGUGACUUAAAUGGUUGGAUGGAAGAUGAGGACGAGGAUGAGGAUGACCGUGAACAGCCGGAAGAGAUCCACCUGCCGUGGAGAUUUAGCUCCUCCUUGUCUUGUUUACGUAAGACUAAGUCCACUUAUUGAACUUUUUAAUUGGUUUACAUAAGACACAAAGUCCACUUAGUGAAUUAUUUAAUUUGUUACGUAAGACUAAGUCCACUUAGUCAGUUUUAGGGCACUGUUCAGUAAUUAGUGGUCAUGUUUACUGGUCAUUUAAAUUUGUGGCAUUCUAUCAGACUGUGUUUGUGGUGCUGGGAUUUUAUCAGACUGCUGGUUGAACUGGGCUUGAAAACUCAUAUCUUGUAUUUAUUUUGUUGCUUUCAGUGAGUUCCCAGUUUGAGAGUUAUAGCCCUUGUGUUGAUCUACCUGUUGAUCCACAAGAUGACUCCACUGAUGUAUUCGAUGAUGGCCCUACAUCAGCCAUUAAUGUGUUCAACCUGGCAUUAGAUGGAGAAGACAGGUAA
Messenger RNA from Lymnaea stagnalis (great pond snail), 2802 nucleotides. The record is from the annotation of a GenBank genome assembly. NCBI's taxonomy places the organism in Eukaryota, Metazoa, Mollusca, Gastropoda, Lymnaeidae.